Abrus precatorius (Indian licorice) is the source of this 3168-nucleotide messenger RNA. Its product is annotated as transcription factor bHLH49-like. The record is from RefSeq and is a predicted model, not a curated record. The transcript has 9 exons. Gene Ontology annotation, biological process: regulation of DNA-templated transcription. Gene Ontology annotation, molecular function: protein dimerization activity; DNA-binding transcription factor activity. Lineage: Eukaryota; Viridiplantae; Streptophyta; Magnoliopsida; Fabales; Fabaceae. Gene Ontology annotation, cellular component: nucleus. The coding region runs from base 923 to 2611 and encodes 562 amino acids.
UGAAUACACAUUGGUUUGUUAGCUGUAUUUUUCUUCCCUUCUGCCACCCUUUAUUUUUCUCUCUCUAAAAAAUCCAAGCUUUAGAUUUCUCCCUUUAAAAAGCUCCAAGCUUUAAAGUUUUAUUUUAUUUUAUUUUUAUUUUCUCUCUCUCUCUCUCUGGCACAGUGAAUGGCAGGUUUGUAAUGAAGGAGGGCGUUUGAAGAAAUCCCAAAUUGAAUAAAGUGUUUUGAUUUGAGGGAAAAGCUUGAAUGGAAGGCAGGGUGCCAAAAGUAGCACAGGAUCAGAAAUGGGGUUGGUUUCUGCAACUCUGACUAGGGCUUGAAUGGGGUUAUUUAUUAUGCUGAAAUCAAUGUUCUUUGCAUAAUUGACUGCUUCCAUGGACUUCUUUUCAGCUCUUUCUUUGAACAGUCUUUUUUAGCCUUUCUCUCUCUCUCUUGGGGGGUCCUUCUUUAUGAAAUUUGGUACUUCAAGUUCAGUGUUGGCUUUGGAAAUGGUAGCUGCCAAACUCGUGUGAGCUUUGGUACAUCUUUUGGGUACUUGGGUUUUGUUUUGGCCCGUUGGCAAUUUCUUCACAACAUUAACUGAAGCUGCUACCUCUUUUUUCUUUCUGGUUCUAACCUUCUCUUUUUAGCUUCACAUAGUUCAAACCUGGAUAAGUUUCUAGUUACUUCUGUUUUUCUAGGGCGUUCAUGUUUGUUUAACUUAUAUUGGGACUUGUGAAGUUUCAUUUGUUAGUUUCUUUGAAAUUUGGCUCCAAUUUUGAUAAUUGUUUCAUGCUGUAACAGCUAGCUACCAUUUAGCCAUUGUUGAGGGUCCUUUGUGUUAAUUUUUUUUCUGAUAUCAUUAUCAGUUAUUCUGAAGAUAUCAUAGGAAAGACUCUGCUGGUGGCUGCUUUGAUAUCACUUAUUAAGAGGAGUUGGAUAUGAGUGACAAAGAAAAGUUUGAGCUAGAUAGAAACGAGGAUCCUAUGAGUUAUUCUACUGGUUUGCCUUCGGAUUGGAGAUUUGGAGGUGCCAAUCUUGCAAAUUCUUCUGUAGGUUUGGUUGCUAUGGGAAAUUCUAUGAAUGUAAGCAGAGGGGAUUUGAUUGGUUCUUCUUCAUGUUCCUCUGCUUCAAUGGUGGACUCAUUUGGUCCAAACUUCUGGGACCAUUCCACCACUUCCCAAAACAUGGGAUUUUGUGACAUUAGUAAUGUUCACAAUAAUGGGAGUUCUUCAAACACAGGUGGAAUCAGAAAAGAAAGCUUUGGAUUUGGAAGGGCUGGUCAGGAUCAUCACGGAACACUUGAGAUGGGUUGGAACCCUGCAAAUUCUAUGUUGAAAGGGGAUGGUUUUUUACCAAAUGGACCAGGGAUGUUUCCUCAGAGUUUAUCUCAGUUUCCAACUGAUUCUGGAUUCAUUGAGAGAGCUGCAAGAUUCUCAUGUUUCAGUGGAGGGAACUUUGGUGAUAUGGUGAACUCAUAUGGGAUUCCUCAAUCCAUGAAUCUGUAUGCUGGGAGUGGUGGCACAAUGCAUGGAACAAGGGAUGCUCCUGCAGGCCAUGGGUUAAAAUCAGUAACUGUAGGACAAUCUCAGGAAAGUGAUCUCAAUGUGGUGGAAGCCACAAAAGAUGUUCCUUCAUCUGUUGAGCAUUUGACUCCUAAAGGAAGCCCUCUCAAGAAUGAUAAAAGAAGUGAAAAUCAUGCUGUAUCUCAAGAUGAAGGGAAGCAAGCCCUUGUUAGGUCAGCUAAUGAGUCUGAUAGAGCUGAAUCUAGUGAUGAUGGUGGCGGCCAGGAUGAUUCUCCAAUGCUGGAGGGUACUAGUGAGGAACCUUCCAUCAAAGGACUAAAGAAAAGGAAAAGAAGUGGACAGGAUGUUGAUAAUGAUAAAGCCAAUGGAGCUCCAGAGUUACCAAGUGAAGGUGCAAAGGACAAUUCAGAGUGUCAACAGAAGGGAGAACAACAACCAACUUCAACAACAAAGGCUUCUGGGAAGAAUGGCAAACCGGGGUCUCAAGCGUCUGAUCCUCCCAAGGAGGAAUACAUACACGUUCGAGCUCGCCGGGGUCAAGCAACCAAUAGCCAUAGCCUUGCAGAGAGAGUGAGGAGGGAAAAGAUCAGUGAGAGGAUGAAAUUUCUUCAAGACCUUGUACCUGGAUGCAGCAAGGUCACUGGCAAGGCGGUAAUGCUUGAUGAAAUCAUCAAUUAUGUACAGUCACUUCAACGACAGGUUGAGUUUUUGUCUAUGAAACUUGCAACAGUAAAUCCGCGACUUGAUUUUAAUAUUGAAGGACUUCUUGCUAAAGAUAUUCUUCAACAACGGCCCGGUCCUUCAUCUGCACUAGGGUUUCCUCUAGAGAUGUCUAUGGCUUUUCCUCCAUUACAUCCACCUCAACCAGGGAUGAUUCAGCCAAUUAUUCCAAACAUGCCAAACUCAUCAGAUAUCCUUCGAAGAACCAUUCAUCCACAGUUAGCACCCUUGAGUGGAGGAUUCAAGGAACCAAAUCAGCUGCCUGAUGUAUGGGAGGAUGAGCUUCACAAUGUUGUACAAAUGAGCUUUGCAACAACUGCACCCCUGAGUAGCCAAGAUGUUGAUGGUACUGUGCCAGCAAAUCAGAUGAAAGUUGAACUUUGAUGUUUAAUCUAGACACCCUUCAUCUUCGCCCCCGCUUGUAUUUUGGCUUUCAUUCUUGUCAAAUGGAAAUAACUAUGCUUAGAGUCUUGCACAUGACAUACCAAACUUGAAGGCCACAACCACCAUACCCUGCAAUAUAUUUUAGAUGAGAUAGUAGUGAGCAAUGUCCUGGUGUCAAUGCCUUGGGGGGGCAGUCACAUUCCCUUGCAGAGGACUGACUCUAGGUUGGAGGAAGUAGAGCAGUAUUCAUGGAAUGUUCCUUUCCUUUCAAGAAUGAAUAUAUGUAUCAUAUGUUAAGUGGAAGUCUAUUUUAUUAAAAUAGGUUUGGUCACUAAAUGUAUUAAAGAAUGUAAAGACAGGAUCUCACUGAGUCUGAUCAAUCAGAAGGAGAAAUGCUAAAGUAUUUUUUUAUUGUUGGGAAUCUGUUCAUGGUUUUGAUUUGAUGCUUGCUAGGUGCUCCUAUAUAAUGUAAUUUUUUUCUGCCCAACAAUCACCUAUGUUAAAUUCUUUCACAGAACAUGUUUGGAUUUAGAUGAUAGACAAUGGAGCUUUUUGUU